Cheilinus undulatus (humphead wrasse) is the source of this 903-nucleotide messenger RNA. RefSeq names its product GTPase IMAP family member 4-like. The record is from RefSeq and is a predicted model, not a curated record. Gene Ontology annotation, molecular function: GTP binding. The annotation marks the transcript as partial. The transcript is spliced from 2 exons. Lineage: Eukaryota; Metazoa; Chordata; Actinopteri; Labriformes; Labridae.
AUGUCUGACGAUUCAGAAAACACCAGACUGAAUAAUGAGGAGUUCAGGAUGGUGCUGGUGGGGAAGACCGGCGCUGGGAAGAGCGCCACAGGAAACACCAUCCUGGGACGAGAGUGUUUUGAGUCAAAGUUUGCUGCCGUGUCCCUGACCAUGGAGUGUACCAAGGACAGAGGUACAGUUGAUGGUCAGAAGGUGGCUGUCAUUGAUACCCCGGGCCUGUUUGACACCAGAGUAGACAUGGACGAGACCACUGCAAAUGUCACCCAGUGCAUCACGUACGCCUCUCCUGGUCCUCACGUGUUCCUGGUGGUCAUCAGGCUGGGCAGAUUCACUGAAGAAGAGAAGAAGACAGUGGAACGGAUCCAGCAAGUCUUUGGCCAGGCUGCAGACCAGUACUCCAUGGUCCUCUUUACUGGGGGGGACAUGCUUGAAGGUGAAGAUAUUGAGGAGUUCUUGGAUGGAAGUCCAGAGCUGAAGGAGCUUGUAGCCCGAUGUAACGGCCAGUACCACGUCUUCAACAACAAGAGCAAAGAUCACUCCCAGGUGACUGAGCUGCUCCAGAAGAUCAGAAAUAUAGUCCAGAAGAACGGAGGGAGUCACUACACCACUGAGAUGUUCCAGGAGGCUGAGAGGAUGAUUGAAGAGGAGAAACAACAAAUCCUGAAAGAGAAAGAAGAAGAAAUACGCAGAAAAAGAGAAGAAAUUGAGCGGAAAAUAAGAGAACAAUAUGAGCCAGAGAUGAAGGCGCUCAUGGAGCAACUGGAGUCUGAGCGACAGAGGGAGAGGAAGGAGAGAGAGGAGGAGGAGAAGAAGGAGAGAGAGGAUAAGAAUGAGGAGGGAGAGAGAGAGAAGAAGGAGAGAGAGGAGAAGAAGAAGAAGGAAAGAGAGGAUAAGAAUGAGGAG